Symbiodinium natans is the source of this 1233-nucleotide messenger RNA. NCBI's taxonomy places the organism in Eukaryota, Dinophyceae, Suessiales, Symbiodiniaceae. The record is from the annotation of a GenBank genome assembly.
AUGAAGAGAGAAGGUACACUUCGAAGGACAAGUGCUACUCACAACUCGCAGGAAUCGAUACUCGCAACAGAUGCAGCUCGUAAGCUCCUGGUGGAUCCGGACUCAUCGGCCAGCUUUGUCGCCAUUUUCGACGACUUCACGAAGUCAGCAGGCUCAAAAGGCGAAGAUCUGGCAAGUGCGGCCAAGCUGUUGAAGCUCCUUGAGAAGGAAAAGCAUGUCGUGCUUUCCUCGGCGUCAGUCCCUUGCCGGCAGUUCUUCGAAAAUAUGUAUACGAGAAUGCGAGCGUACAAUGGGCACAUCGGCCAAACGGCAAUCUCGUCGUUGAACUUCAAUGCGCCGUGGAAGAUAUGCCACGGUGGAGAGCAGCAGUUCCACAUCUUCAGUGGGUGCAAGUCUUCGGAGGACAUUCGCAGGCUAAUUGCCCUGCUAAAGCGUGAUGUUUCCACACUCCGAAUGAUCACAGAUGAGACAAUCCAGCACUUGGGCAAAGAAGUUGGAAUGACCUUCGGUGAGGCUGCCAUCAAGCAGCAGUGGAUGGAUGAGCAAGAGACAUUUGCUCUCCAGGCAAAUGCAGAUACUAGUAUCGGUAACUCUUGCGAUCUGUCUGAGCUAGCUGCACCAACAGUUGAUGCAGUGCCUGCGGUUCCUACGGCAGAAGGCCAACCUUUCAGAAGCAAGGCCUUCUCGAAGAAAGCCGAGAAAGCUGGAAAGGAGGCCAAGAAGCAGGAGGCGAAGGCAAGGCGUGCCACCGAGUGUCAAGCGACUACCAAGAGCUCCAAGAAGGCCGAACAGGCUACAAACAAGACUUCCAUUGCAGAUCAUGCUGCAGAGAUGCGUCGCCAGGCAGAGCAUGCAAAGAGGGCUCAGACUCUUCGGGAACGGCUGAAGAAGAACGUGAAGGUGGUCAUCAACGAGCGUAGAGAAAAGUUUGCCUUGGAAGCAUUGGAGAAGCUCUCGAAACUUCCGGACGAAAAGAUUGCAAGUUUUUGCGAGUUCAACGUGACAGGCGUUGAACUGCCUUCAGGAAAUCCGGAGUCUCCUAGCUUCAUCAAGAGCAAACUCUCGCGGGAUACCGUGACCGUCGUUGCGACGCCUUCCGCGUUGGAGAGCUGCAAAAGAAAGUUCCGCAGCAUCGUGGCUGACACGCUGGUCCAGUUGCGCUUGGACCAAAGAUCAUGGGCGAAAAAGCUUCCAACCUCUUUCAGAGCAAAGUUCUCCACAAGUACUCCAUGA